Molecule: messenger RNA, 3430 nt
Organism: Misgurnus anguillicaudatus (oriental weatherfish)
Lineage: Eukaryota; Metazoa; Chordata; Actinopteri; Cypriniformes; Cobitidae
Gene: sgtb
Product: small glutamine rich tetratricopeptide repeat co-chaperone beta
Biological process (GO): post-translational protein targeting to endoplasmic reticulum membrane
Cellular component (GO): TRC complex; membrane
Molecular function (GO): protein binding; molecular adaptor activity
Source: RefSeq, a predicted model, not a curated record
UCUUUCUCUGGGAUUACCCUUUGCGCCCAUCCUCCGGAGACGGCGCAUGCGCCGUGCAGCGCAGGACUCUCGCUGACUCGCACGAGCGUACAUGACGCUGAGACGAGCGCUACUGGCACUUUCUCCAGGUUUCUCCCUGACACAAUGGCAGUAGAGAAGCGCUUGGCAUAUUCUAUCGUGCAGUUCCUUAGAGAUCAGACACACUGUGUGAAUUCAGGUGAAAAGGAAAGCCUGGAAGUUGCAAUACAAUGCCUGGAGACGACUUUCAAGAUCAGCUCCAGCGACUGUCAUCUCGCAACUUCACAGCCGCUGAGAGAGAUAUUCCUCAAUUCUCUUCUCAAAAAUGAUAUUGUUACGUUACCCGAGACGUUUACAUCUCAAGAGGACAUCGAGACAGCCGAGCAGCUUAAGAAUGAGGGGAAUAAUCACAUGAAAGAGGAGAAUUAUAGCAGUGCUGUGGACUGUUAUACAAAAGCCAUUGAGUUGGACCAAAGGAACGCUGUGUAUUAUUGCAACAGGGCUGCCGCUCACAGUAAACUUGGCAACUACACAGAGGCGACAGGCGAUUGUGAACGAGCAAUUGCGAUCGAUCCCUCAUACAGUAAAGCUUAUGGGAGAAUGGGACUUGCAUUAACGUCUAUGAGCAAAUAUCCAGAGGCGAUAUCAUAUUUUAAAAAAGCUCUGGUGUUAGAUCCUGAAAAUGACACUUACAAGUCAAACCUGAAGAUUGCAGAGCAGAAACAAAAGGAAGUGUCCAGCCCUACAGCCACAGGACUGGGGUUUGACAUGGCCAGUCUCAUCAAUAACCCUGCAUUCAUUAGCAUGGCAGCAAGCGUGAUGCAAAACCAGCAGGUGCAACAACUCAUGUCAGGCAUGAUGUCUAAUGCGGUGGGGGGACCUGCAGCUGGAGUUGGUGGAUUAUCUGACAUAUCCAGUCUCAUUGAAGCUGGGCAGCAGUUUGCCCAGCAGAUCCAGCAGCAGAACCCGGAGCUGAUCGAGCAGCUGAGAAAUCACAUCCGAAGUCGCUCAUUCAGCGGCAGUGCCGAGGAACACUCCUGAUCCCAAAGGUUUGUACAGGAUGAUAAACUGAGGGAAGACAGGAUAAAGUUGUGAGAGCAAUCAUUCGAUACCCAUUCUUCUGUUCAGUCGAACCCAUGAUGGGGGCGUGGCACUUUAUAUGUAGGCAUCAGGGAUGAAGAGGAAAAAUAUCCAAACACAUGAAAAAUUUACUUGCACAGAGAAAAUUAUGUUAACACCUAAAUGAGGUAUUUUUGUGUUUGUCUGUGUAGGUCAUAUUUGAGUCCUCUGUUACUUUAUGAAUGUAGCUGCAUCAUAAUGUUUUGCCUAUUAACCUUAGAUAUAAGGCGGUAGUCACUGAAAUCCAAGGACAUUUAAAGGAACAGUUCACCCAAAAAUGUCAAUUGUCAUCAUUCACUUACCCACAUAAUUUACUUACCCUUUUUACAGUUGGUGAUAUACAUAAAUAUCUGUCAGUCUGUAUGUGUCUAUUUUGAGAUUAUGAGAUUAUUGGCAUUAGCAGAGGUAAACAUUUGACCUAGAGCCUUGUUAAGGGAUGAUUUCUGUAUUUAAAUCUUUGUGAUUGUAAAAAUAUUAUCAAGUCAGAUUUAUUUAUAUAGUGUUUUUUUUAACAAUGUUGCUUUCUGUCAUAGCAGCUUUACACAAAACAAAAAAUUACCACAGGAAACUUGAAUUAUUUAAAUUAAAAAGGAAACUUAAAAUUAUUAAGUAUAUAGGGUUUUUGUCCUUCUAGGAGUUUUUCCCAUCGGGUUUUCUCCUAGGGGGGGUUUUCUUCCAAGGGAGAGUCAGCCAACUUUGGCUUAACUUAGCACUUUACUGUAUACGUUACAUUAUUAAUACGCUUGCUUGUAUGGUUUAACCUUAGCCGCUAUAUUCUACUUAUAUUAUCUACUGAUUUUCUGUGUUCUCCUUUACUCAUUUAAAGCUUCUUUGCAACAAUUAACAAUUGUGAAAAGCGCUAUAUAAAUAAAAUUGAAUUGAAAAAUUGAAUUGAAUUGAAUAUAUAGAACAGAAUAUGUGGUAUUAUUGCAAAUUAUAUUUUUCUUAUAAAUAGAUUAUAAUUUAAUAAAACAGUAUAUACUUUUUGUUCGACUAUUGGACAUUUAGUCAAUUAAAUAGGAUAAAUAACAGGCCUCAUAUUUAUCUAGACAUGUCUUUACAUCUUACAUGGCCAUUUAAAGGCGGGGUGCAUGAUUUUUGAAAAACGCUUUGGAAAAGUGAGUCAGAAAAAGUGGAUCGCCGGCUACGUUUCCCUCUAGUGGGCGUAGUUCUACUAAUGGUAGUUCUAUGAAAAGUUGCCUGUUUUCACUUUUGUGUCUUUAAACGCUUGUUUUUUUUGGGGUCGACAGCUUAUAAAAACGUAUUUCUGUUUUUUUUGGCUUGUUAGCUGUACAUCCUGUCACAGCAGCUUUUGGGCAUUAUUCUGUUUUUUGUUAUAAGCCCGAAAUGACAAGGAGGCAGCCUCUCGCAAUACAAAGUCAAUGGAGACGGAUGGAUUGUUUUCCCCCCAGUGGGCGUGGUUUUCAGGUUAUGACGCGUUGCGCUCUGUCUCUAUUGUUGCCUGGAUUGCAUAUGUGUGGGGCGGGUCUAUCAAAAGAAGGUCCAGUUCUAUUGGGGUAAGGGCGUAUUUGCUUAGGUGAUUUCAAAUGUCAACAUUGGCUUCAGAGAUCGUGCACCCCACCUUUAAAAUCAGUAGUUUUACAUUACAUAAGGACUUUCAAUAAUACCCUGAACAGCAGUGUAAAAAGCAUACAGAAAUUACAGCAACAUUCAAUGCACCACGCACAAAAUUGAAACAGUGACGUAUUUAAUAUUAAAGCCGGAUCAAAGUAAAAAAGCUGUAUUAACAGAAUUUACUGAACCCUAAGCUAAGCUAAAGUCAGCAGUCUCCCAACAGGCAACAGUUGCAUGGUUAUUUACAGUCAUUAAUUUGUAUUAUAUAAUCCCAUUACAUUCACCAUUAAAAGCCCACUAGUGAUUCACUUAACUUUACUGUGCACUUUAAACGGCUUCUGAACACUUCUACAGAAUAGACAUACCAAGAAAUUUGACAGAAUUUUCAUUUUUGGAUGAACUAUCCCUUUAACACAUACUUUAAUUAUUUUUACUAUAUAUUCUGUUCGUUUUAGGAACAAGAGACAUCUGUGUUAAAUAAUCACUAUAUAUCGGCUGCUUCACCAGUCCUGUAUUUUUUUAGUUGUUUAUUCUGUAAUUACAAAAUGAUGUGACUAUUCUAUUCAUAAUUUCAGCAUUUGUGUUUUUCAUUUGCAUGCACCAAUAAUUGAUAUUUGCAGUCAAAUUAGUGGUUGACUCUAAUAAAACAUGUUAAUAAAACACAGAUCAGUGAAAUGUUUUGUCAAAAUUAACAUCAAUAAAGGUGUUGAUAUAUAAC